AUGGACAACUUCACCUUGGGGACCACAUUCUUCCUCAUGGGGUUUUCUGAUCGUCGGGAGAUCCAGAUUUUACAUGCUGUACUGUUUUUGAUAAUUUACCUGGCAGCACUACUGGGGAAUCUUCUCAUCAUCAUUCUCACCACCAAGGAUCAUAGGCUACAAACCCCCAUGUACUACUUCCUGAAGAACUUGUCCUUUCUGGAUCUUUGCUUCAUUUCUGUCACUGUCCCCAAAUCCAUUGCUAACUCCAUGACUAAUCACAAUACCAUCUCAUUUGUGGGUUGUGUUUCACAGGUAUUUUUCCUAUUUUUCUUAGCCACUACUGAAAUAAUUCUCCUCACAGUGAUGUCCUAUGACCGCUAUGUUGCCAUAUGCCUCCCACUCCAAUAUGAAAUCAUCAUGAACCAAGGGGCCUGUGUGCAGAUGGCCAUUUCUUCAUGGCUCAGUGGAGGUCUUAAUGCAAUUCUGCACACAGCAGUCACUUUCUCUACACCCAUGUGUGGGCCUCCUGACGUCCACCAGUUCUUCUGUGAUGUCCCCCAACUCCUUUCCCUUGCCUGUUCUUAUAACAUUGGAGAAUUUGUAGCUAUUGGGAUAAGCUUUGUAUUAGAUAUUGUCUAUUUUGUGUUCAUUGAUAUUUCUUACAUUAACAUCUUCUCCACUAUUCUGAAGAUGCCAUCCAGAGAAGGUAGGUCCAAAGCUUUCUCCACAUGCCUGCCUCACCUCAUUGUUGUGACUCUCUUUCUCUCUUCUGGGUUUUUUGACUAUUUACACCCCCUUCCCAAAUCUCCAUUGCCUUCAGACUUGCUAGUUUCAAUGUUGUAUAUUGUGGUGCCACCCACUAUGAAUCCCUUUAUCUAUACUCUAAGAAAUAAGGAUAUACAGACUGCAUCAAGGAAACUGCUAAUGAGCAGACGUUGCUAA
Choloepus didactylus (southern two-toed sloth) is the source of this 924-nucleotide messenger RNA. RefSeq names its product olfactory receptor 14A16-like. Gene Ontology annotation, molecular function: odorant binding; G protein-coupled receptor activity; olfactory receptor activity. Gene Ontology annotation, biological process: G protein-coupled receptor signaling pathway. The transcript has a single exon. Bases 1 to 924 code for a protein of 307 amino acids. Lineage: Eukaryota; Metazoa; Chordata; Mammalia; Pilosa; Megalonychidae. The record is from RefSeq and is a predicted model, not a curated record. Gene Ontology annotation, cellular component: membrane.